GGCCAUUGGCCGGCGGCCGCGGGGGCGGGGCGCGGCGCGGCGCGAUGGCGGCGCUGAGGAGCGUGAAGGGCCUGGUGGGGCUGGUGACAGGCGGUGCCUCAGGACUGGGCCGUGCCACGGCAGAGCGGCUGGUGCAGCAGGGCGGCCGUGUGGUGCUCCUUGACCUGCCCACGUCCGAGGGGCCUGGGCUGGCCCGUGAGCUGGGCGAGCACUGUGCCUUCGCUCCUGCUGACGUGACAUCCCCGGAGGACGUGGCAGCAGCCCUGGCAUUGGCCCAGAAACAGUUUGGGCGGCUGGACCUGGUGGUGAACUGUGCUGGAAUUGGCAUUGCCGUCAAGACCUACAACAGCAAGCGGGACAAGGUGCAUGAGCUGGAGGACUUCCAACGCGUGGUCAACGUGAACCUCGUGGGCACGUUCAAUGUGAUCCGCCUCAGUGCCAGGCUGAUGAGCCACAACACACCUGAUGCCGACGGGCACCGGGGGCUGGUGGUGAACACAGCCAGUGUAGCCGCCUUUGAGGGUCAGGUGGGGCAAGCAGCCUAUGCAGCCUCCAAGGGCGGCAUUGUGGGCAUGACGCUGCCCAUCGCCAGGGACCUGGCACCGCUGGGCAUCCGUGUGGUCACCAUCGCACCAGGACUGUUCUCCACCCCACUGUUGGCGGGGCUGCCCGAACGGGUGCGGAACUUCCUGGGCCAGCAGGUGCCUUUCCCAUCCCGGCUGGGCCACCCCAGCGAGUUCGCCCACCUGGUCCUGGCCCUGGCUGAGAACCCCAUGGUCAACGGGGAAGUGGUGCGGCUGGACGGGGCCCUGCGCAUGCAGCCCUGAGACCCGUGGGGACGUCAACGCCAACGUGGGGACACCAUGGGACUGCCACCACCAUGGGGACCACCACUACCAUGGGGGCACCAUGGGAUUGCCAUCACCAUGGGGACCACCACCACGAUAAGGACACCACGGGACCACCAGCGCCUUGGGGAUGUCGCUGUGCUGGGGCCGCUGCCCCCCCCUCCAGGCUGUGCUUGCCCCCCGUUAAUAAAUGUAACUCAUCCACCUGC
Molecule: messenger RNA, 1057 nt
Organism: Rhea pennata
Lineage: Eukaryota; Metazoa; Chordata; Aves; Rheiformes; Rheidae
Gene: HSD17B10
Product: hydroxysteroid 17-beta dehydrogenase 10
Exons: 5
Coding region: 45-827 (260 amino acids)
Biological process (GO): androgen metabolic process; estrogen metabolic process; fatty acid metabolic process
Cellular component (GO): mitochondrion
Molecular function (GO): estradiol 17-beta-dehydrogenase [NAD(P)+] activity
Source: RefSeq, a predicted model, not a curated record